Carassius gibelio (silver crucian carp) is the source of this 2196-nucleotide messenger RNA. RefSeq names its product protein canopy homolog 3. Gene Ontology annotation, cellular component: endomembrane system. The record is from RefSeq and is a predicted model, not a curated record. Gene Ontology annotation, molecular function: signaling receptor binding. NCBI's taxonomy places the organism in Eukaryota, Metazoa, Chordata, Actinopteri, Cypriniformes, Cyprinidae. Bases 120 to 953 code for a protein of 277 amino acids. The transcript is spliced from 6 exons.
CAGCGUCUGCGUCAACCUGCCACAGCGGAAGUGAAAUCUUCCGAAGAAAUAGUGGCUAGAUAAAUAAGCAUGGUCGGUGUUUUAGUAUUGCACUUUGUAAAUAUUUCCAACUAACAAAAAUGAAUGUGUUUAUGUGCGUCGUGGUGUUUCUCGUAAGUGCCAUAGCUGCAAACAAAAGCGGAGACGAUGACUGGGUGCAUCUGCCAAAUAAAUGUGAAGUGUGCAAAUUUCUUAGUAUUGAGAUGAAGUCUGCAUUUGAAGAGACUGGCAAAACAAAAGAAGUCAUUGAAACCAACUACCGCUUCAUGGAUGAUAAAGGUGCACCGCCAAUCAAAUACGUCAAAUCUGAUAUUCGUUUCAUAGAGGUGAUGGAGAACGUUUGCUCUAGGAUUAUGCAGUACAAUCUACACAAAGAUCGAACUGGAAGUAAUCGCUUUGCAAAGGGUAUGUCUGAGACAUUCUCUACCUUACAUAACCUGGUUAAUAAAGGCGUGAAGGUGGUCAUGGACAUUCCUUAUGAGCUGUGGAACGAGACCAGUGCAGAAGUGGCUGAUCUCAAAAAACAGUGUGAUGUGAUGGUAGAGCAGUAUGAAGAAGUCAUUGAAGACUGGUAUAAAGGCAGCCAGGAGGAAGAUCUCACCACUUACUUGUGUGAAAAACAUGUGCUGAAAGGACAAGACACUGAAUGUCUUCAAGAGAAAUGGACUGGGAAAAAAGGAGACACGGCAGCUAUCGCAGAGGACAAGAAGAAAAAGAAGGGCAAAAAGAAAAAGGGUAAAGACAGCGAGGAUGAGCAGAAAAAGGAGAAAAAGGUAAAGAAGAAGAAGAAGAAAAAGUCCAAGCUGACUGACACGGAGACCAGAAAAAGGAAAACUGAAGAAGCUGGAAACACCUCAGAUGAAGAGGAGAUCCAGAAGAAAGUUUCUCUGAAUCAGGAUAAAACUGAACUCUGAUACAUUUCUUUGCUUUUUUUUCUCUGCUUUUUUCCUUGAUAUCUAAAUUUACUACUGACACCGAAAUGAAGAUUGAGUUUUAGUCUGUUAGAAAACGGUCCUCAUUUUAGAUCAGAUUUUACACGUCACUUGAAUUUUAGAUCAAGUCCAUCCAGGAACAAGCUAAAAACAAAUGCCAUUUUAAAUCCAAAAAGGGCAGCUUGACCAGUCAAAUCAGAGCUUGGAUUCAAUGUUUGCUUGUUUGUUCUCAUGCUGGUUUCACGCCGGAAAAAUUGUAAACCAGCUGAAAUCUUCCCGAAGCUGGCAUGCUGUUGGAAUGGAUUCUGGAAAUCCUUCUCAUGGUUCUCAUUUCUAUUCCUCUGACUCAUCUCGCUGAUUUUUUGCCCCUAAAAUUUAGUUUAGGUUUCAGGUUAAAAUUUUAGUUUAGUACUGUUACUUUUAAUUGGCAUUCAUUUCAUAGUAUUGAUGAUCACUCAUGGAUUUCAAUAAAGAAAUACAUACUUUGAGCUAUUCUCAGUAUUAAUAUAAUUAUGCGGUACAAAUUAGAUUUUUACCUGUUUCUGUAUAGGAUAAUAUUUUGCUAAAAUUUUAUGUGAUCCAACAAAUGCAUGUUGUGUUUUGUGUUUCAACGUAUGCCUAAAAUGUGAAUUUUUUUUUUUUCGAAUCGUUUUUUUUUUAAGUUCGAAUAUUCUGAACUUGGCAUCCUGUAAAGUCUCUAAAUUUCCCACGUCUCACAGUUCAGUGAGGCAGAUAAUGGGAUAAAACCCUGAGAAAGUAGUUUGCCAUUCCAAGAAGUUGGGACCUUUUCAUUUCUUCUGGUAUACUAAUACGAGUGUAACAUUUCUGCUUGAUCUGUUCAUAUUUGUUUUUGCAUUUUCAGUGUUUAUGUAUGUGAUGUCAUUUACAGGGAAUGUUUGAGUUACACUUUUUUUUUUUGUUCUUCAAUAUUUUCUUCAACAUUGUUUACUUAAGCUGUUUAUCUGAUAUCAGGCCUCACUAUUUGCAAAAGCUGUGUGUGUGUAUGAGCUCUUGCAGGUGUAUGUGUUCAUAUUAGUAUUGUUUGGAGUGCAGUGUGGAGUGUGUGAAAGUUAUUGGCCUGAGAUUGAGCUGUAUAUGCAAAUGUUGUAAUGGGAUGAACUUGCAGGUUUUGUGUUUCUUGGCAGCAGCUCAUUAGCUGUGGCUUUUGAUAAGUGUUUGGUGAGGUGUAGAUGAAUGAUGAAUAAAAAAAGAAAACUGACAACAA